Paramuricea clavata is the source of this 533-nucleotide messenger RNA. The record is from the annotation of a GenBank genome assembly. NCBI's taxonomy places the organism in Eukaryota, Metazoa, Cnidaria, Anthozoa, Malacalcyonacea, Plexauridae.
AUGUCUAAAACGAAGAUUUUAACAAAGCAAGUUCAAGCCAUUGAAUUGAAUAUUGCCGAUGCUUUGGAAGAAAAGCUAAAUCUCCAAAUAGAAGCUGCUGUUAUGUUUAGUGCUCAACAUGGUGUCAAUGCUGAAACGGAGUUUGCUAAGUACCACAGGAAGAGAGUGGCACCACGCAGAAUUGAUGAUACGCCUGAAAACACUGUUCAUUUUGGGUUGCAAACGUCUUACAGAAAAGAGUUCCUGUAAGUGCUUGACGCCCAAAUACUAUUGCUUGAAGAUAACUUGAAAGUGGCCUUUAAGAUCAUAAAGCCACCGUAUAUAACGAAAGUAAAAUUAUUUCCAGAGAUGUGUUGUCGCUGAUUGACUUGUUUCCAGCCAAUGCCAAAGCGGACGAAGCUUCACUUGAAGUUGAAUUACAAGUUUUUCGAAAUCAUUGUUUGGCGUCAAAACAAGGCAUUGCUACCAUUAACGAUGCUUUGAAUUAUUGUUCGAAAUUCAAAGAACUGUUUCCACUCACAUUGCGGUGCUAA